ACACACAAUUUCUCUCUCUCUCACACACUCUCUUUCCCUCGCGCGACGGAGUAGAAACGGCGAACACACGGUGGUGGAAGUAAACACAACACAAUGGGAGAUUAUCACUUCAUAUACAAAGAUCUAGAAGGUUCCUCAACUCAAUGGGAUGAUAUUCAAGCCAAACUCGGCAAUCUUCCUCCUAAGCAACCAGCUUUCAAACCGGCACCUUUCUCCCCUGCUACUGAUCCUGAUUCCAUUCCCAAGGAUAAAUCAUGGAUCGAUUCCAAAACCCAUGAUGAACUUGAAGACCUUGAAGAUGAUCUUGAUGAUGAUCGCUUCCUCCAAGAAUACAGGAAAAAGAGGUUAGCUGAGAUACAAGAGGCAGCCAAAGUUUUGAGGUAUGGAUCAGUGACUCCCAUUUCAGGAUCUGAUUUCGUUCGAGAAGUUUCGCAGGCUCCAUCUGAUGUUUGGGUGGUUGUCAUUCUUUACAAAGAUGGGAUUCCCGAAUGUGGGGUGUUGAUGCAAUGCAUUGAAGAACUGGCUACAAUGUAUCCUGCAACAAAAUUUGUGAAGAUAAUAUCCACUGAUUGCAUUCCUAACUACCCGGAUUGUAAUCUUCCUACUUUGUUGGUUUACAAUAAUGGAGCUGUUAAGGGAAAUUAUGUGGGCAUGAAAAGGUUUGGCCGAAGAUGCACUCCUGAAGGUGUUGCAUUGAUCCUGUGUCAAUCAGAUCCUGUACUUAACGAUGGCCAGAGCAGAGAUGAGGAAUCAAGACAAGCCGUCAUUGAUGGAGUUCGUAAGAGGUUUAUUGAAAAAGUUGUAGCUGAUCAUGAAGAGAAGGAUGACGAUUCUUCAAGCGAUUAGCAUUUUUGCUUAUCUUUGCUGUCCUUUUUUUCUUUCCUUUCCUUUCCUUUUUGGAUACAUGUUUUUCUUUAAGAGAUGUUUCUAUUUGAUGAAGUGAAACAAUACAUUUGUGGGGUUUUGUUCCUUCCACAACUUUGCUCCCCGAAAGAAUCUUGUGUGUAGUGGGAUAAGAUUUCAUCUUUGUAAUCAGAGUAAUUUCUAGCUUAAAGUUAAAAAUGUAGUUUGAAGUGCGAUUUUCCAUUUGCUAGACCAUAGAUUGUAAACUACUUUCAGUUUGCAUUCAGAUCUUUGCUUUAA
Messenger RNA from Medicago truncatula (barrel medic), 1143 nucleotides. Its product is annotated as phosducin-like protein 3. Gene Ontology annotation, biological process: protein folding. The record is from RefSeq and is a predicted model, not a curated record. The coding region runs from base 94 to 846 and encodes 250 amino acids. Lineage: Eukaryota; Viridiplantae; Streptophyta; Magnoliopsida; Fabales; Fabaceae. The transcript has 4 exons. Gene Ontology annotation, cellular component: cytoplasm.